Molecule: messenger RNA, 594 nt
Organism: Lachancea fermentati
Lineage: Eukaryota; Fungi; Ascomycota; Saccharomycetes; Saccharomycetales; Saccharomycetaceae
Source: the annotation of a GenBank genome assembly
AUGUCUCAGCAAGGAUCGUACUCCUGCCCUUCAGAGCAGUUCUCAAGCCCUCCACGCUGCCGUUCAUUGGGGCCACGUCCCUCUUUUGACCAAAGCCCAGAUAGCCCGCCGUUCCAUACUAUCUGCAGUAGUCCUGACACCUCAGACUCCUCAAUUGUCGAGAAGCUAACAUCUGAGAGAUACAACGACUACACUCGCACUCAUCGGCCAUUUUCAUCACCUAUUCGCUCGGAGCCGCGUACACGUCGCCAAGCAGAACGACGCCAGCAGGCCUUGGAAGAGAAAGCGCUUAAAAUGCGCGGUGGUCGCGACCAGAUGCAUCUGGAUGUUAUGAAACUACAAAAAGAGAGCGAGCAGCGUGCCCUGGCAGAGCAAGCCGCCGAGCACUCCUUAAAUCCGGACGCAGCAGCGGAACUUGAAUUGCAAGAGCGCGCGGUAUACCGCCGUCCCAGUACAAAUCACGACGGUGAUGAUGAUGACGAAGACGAGGAUGAACUCAUACACCUGUUAGCCGAGCGGGAAUACUGUGAACAAUUGCUACAACUCGAGCAGCAGCAGAUAGAGGAUAUGUUAGCGAGAUUCUCAAUUACAUGA